Penicillium antarcticum is the source of this 1656-nucleotide messenger RNA. RefSeq names its product carboxypeptidase C PRC1 (gene cp3). Gene Ontology annotation, molecular function: serine-type carboxypeptidase activity. The record is from RefSeq and is a predicted model, not a curated record. Gene Ontology annotation, biological process: proteolysis. Lineage: Eukaryota; Fungi; Ascomycota; Eurotiomycetes; Eurotiales; Aspergillaceae. The transcript has 2 exons. The coding region runs from base 1 to 1656 and encodes 551 amino acids. Gene Ontology annotation, cellular component: fungal-type vacuole.
AUGAGACUUCUGUCCACCACUCUCCUGGUGGUAGGCGCUUCGGCGGCUGCCCCUGGCCUGCAACAGGUCCUUGGAGGCCACAAGGAGUAUGCGGAGAACGUUGCCCAGCAGGGUGCCAACGUCUUCUCCAAGCCCCUGGAGCACCUACAGGAGGAGUUCAAGUCUCUCUCUGGCGAAGCUCGUAAGAUGUGGGAGGAUGUCUCUAACUUCUUUCCGGAGUCCUUGAAGGGAAAUCCCAUGGUGUCCUUGCCUAAGAAGCACACCCGUCGUCCUGCCUCCCACUGGGAUCACCACGUCAGUGGCGCCGAAGUCCAGGACAUUUGGGUCUCUGGUACCGAUGGCACCAAGGAGCGUGAGAUUGAUGGCAGACUGGAUACCUAUGACCUCCGCGUUAAGAAGGUUGACCCCAGUGCUCUCGGCAUUGACCCUGGCGUCAAGCAGUACAGUGGUUACCUGGAUGACAACGAGGAGGACAAGCACCUGUUCUACUGGUUCUUUGAGUCUCGCAACGACCCCGCAAAUGACCCCGUCGUCCUCUGGUUGAACGGCGGUCCCGGUUGCUCGUCCCUCACCGGACUGUUCUUGGAGCUUGGACCCAGCUCUAUUGGCGAGAAUAUCAAGCCUAUCUACAAUGACUUCUCGUGGAACAACAAUGCCUCUGUUAUCUUCCUUGACCAGCCCAUCAACGUCGGUUACUCCUACAGUGGCUCCUCCGUCAGCGACACCGUUGCUGCCGGCAAGGAUGUUUACGCUCUCUUGACCCUGUUCUUCAAGCAGUUCCCUGAGUAUGCUAAGCAGGACUUCCACAUUGCUGGCGAGUCCUACGCUGGUCACUACAUCCCCGUCAUGGCUUCCGAGAUUCUCUCUCACAAGAAGCGUAACAUCAACCUUAAGUCUGUUCUCAUUGGAAACGGUCUCACCGAUGGUCUGACCCAGUACGAGUACUACCGCCCUAUGGCUUGUGGUGACGGUGGCUACCCUGCUGUUCUCGAUGAGAGCACCUGCCAGUCCAUGGACAACGCUCUCGGCCGCUGCCAGAGCAUGAUCGAGUCUUGCUACAACAGCGAGAGCCCCUGGAUUUGCGUUCCUGCCUCCAUCUACUGUAACAACGCCAUGCUUGGACCUUACCAGCGCACCGGUCAGAACGUCUACGACAUUCGCGGCAAGUGCGAGGAUGAGAGCAACCUCUGCUACAAGGGUAUGGGCUACGUCAGCGAGUACCUCAGUCAGCAGAGCGUCCGUGACGCUGUCGGUGCUGAAGUUGACGGCUAUGACUCCUGCAACUUUGACAUCAACCGUAACUUCCUCUUCGCCGGUGAUUGGUUCAAGCCUUACCACCGCCUUGUCCCUGGAAUCCUUGAGCAGAUCCCAGUUCUGAUCUACGCCGGUGACGCUGACUUCAUCUGCAACUGGCUCGGCAACAAGGCCUGGUCCGAGGCUCUUGAGUGGCCCGGUCAGAAGGAGUUCGCCGCUGCAGAGCUUGAGGAUCUCAAGAUCGUACAGAAUGAGCACGUUGGCAAGAAGAUCGGCCAGAUCAAGACCCACGGCAACUUCACCUUCACCCGUAUCUUCGGUGCUGGCCACAUGGUUCCCAUGGAUCAGCCCGAGGCCGGUCUGGAGUUCUUCAACCGCUGGAUUGGUGGUGAGUGGUACUAG